This is a messenger RNA of Bubalus bubalis (water buffalo), 4207 nucleotides long. It is a transcript of the gene EFS, whose product is annotated as embryonal Fyn-associated substrate. NCBI's taxonomy places the organism in Eukaryota, Metazoa, Chordata, Mammalia, Artiodactyla, Bovidae. Gene Ontology annotation, cellular component: cytoplasm; focal adhesion; plasma membrane. The record is from RefSeq and is a predicted model, not a curated record. Bases 1723 to 3408 code for a protein of 561 amino acids. Gene Ontology annotation, molecular function: protein binding. Gene Ontology annotation, biological process: cell migration; cell surface receptor protein tyrosine kinase signaling pathway. The transcript is spliced from 6 exons.
CCCCAGCUCCGGAACCAGCAGCUCGGGCCUCACGUUCCUUCGCCCGGGCUAGAAUCUGUGUCAGCUCCAGAUCCCCGGCCGGCCACCCCUGCGGAGGCCACGCCGAGGGAGCAGAGAGGCUCCGUUGAGGACCCCAGAAGGGCGGAGGGAGCGCGCUCCCUCCCAAAGGAAAGACAGUUGUGGGGCUGAUGAAAGGGAAGCAGGGGCUGGCGGGCGAGAGCGGGGGCGUGACGGGGAGACGAAAGCUCCGGGGAGGGAGAGAACCGGACCACCUGGAGGUCCGCCGCGACGUCGGGCUGGAGCUGGAGGGGGUGAGGAGCCGGGAGGGGGCGCGCAAUUUAGCCCGAGGGUCCUGAGCUGAAACUCAACACCCGCCUUUGGAGGGCUCGUCCCCCUUUCUCCUCCGCCCCUUCCCUUCCCCUCCCUUUUCCCCUCCCUCCUUUCUCUUAAUCCCCGGGACUGAGCCCCGCGCCGGAGCCGAGAGGGCCCGAGGGGAGGAGAAAGGAGCUGCACCCAGAGGGCGCCGGGAGCCUGGGAAGGGGAGGGAAGGGGAGCCGCGAGCGGGGGGUGAGCCUGAAAGCAGCGCGCGACCCCCGGACCCUUUCCAGCCCUCUCAGUGCCCCCCCCACCCCACUUCCAGGCGAGUCCGCAGGACCCUAGCCGCUGCGCCUCCUUAGUCUUCUGUUUGCUCUUUCUUUUGCUUUGUGGCCUUUCUCUCGGUUCCCAGAGACACCUGGGCUGCCACGAGCCCUGGGGUGCUCAGAGGGGCCCCGCCAAGGGUGCGUGUAAGCGGGGCGGCGGGGGCCAGCAUCCUGGGCCAGGGGGCCGAAGGUGGGAGCGGGAGUGCUGGCGCCGAGGGUUGGAGGGGGCCGCGUGGGGAAGGCCGUCCCGCCCCCUCGAGCCCGGCCCUCGUGCACGUAGCGAGGCACGGUCCCGGCGCCCCCAGACCCCCAGGCGCGCUGCGAGCAAGUGUGCGUGCUCGGGAGCUCGCCUUGGGGGCUUCGAGCGUUGGGGCAGAAAGCCGCCACUGGGGUCGUCCAGCCCAGCCUCCCUGCUCUCCGAGGCCUUUGGCUCCAGCCUGGCCUCCGCUGCCAAGUCGGGCGACUUUGAAGAGAGACAAACUUCUCGAUUUUCACUACCCCCGCCCCCUCCCUCGCAGCGGGGCUGCUGCAGAGCCCCCGACGCCCGGAUCUCAGCCCCGGGAGCACCGCUCUCCGGCGCGGCUCCGGGUGGGGAAGGUUGGCCCCUAAACUCGUUCGUCCAGCCCGACCGCCCCGGCGGCUUCUCCCUGCCCUCGAGGCCGUCCUGAGUGGCCCGAAGAGGCGUCGAGCGCAGCCCCAGCUCCCACCUCCUCGCCCUUCCUGGCACUGGAAGGAAGCUUUGGGCCCAUGCGGACCCAGGGUGCCCCCGAGGCCUAGGACAGGCAGCUCCGGGGCCUGGCCCACCCUGCAGCCGCCGGGAGGCCGCGGGGACGGGGCAGAGCGCGCGCCCUUGGAUGAGGUCCCGCAGCGACGCCCCGGCCCGCCCUGCUCCUCCUCCUGCCCGGCCAAGCUGCCUCCCAUUUGGGGAGUUUUGUGGGUUUUCUUUCUCCUCCUCCAACCUCUGGGGAGGCCACGAUUCAGGCGCCGCAGCCGGGGGCCGCCUCCAUGGUGCGGGUCAGCCGCUGCUGAAGUCAGCGAAACCGAGCCUGGCCUGGAGCUGGCCGCGAGGAAGGCCAAGGCCAUGGCCAUAGCCACGUCGGCCCAGCUGGCCCGGGCACUGUACGACAACACAGCUGAGUCCCCGCAGGAGCUGUCCUUCCGCCGAGGGGACGUUCUACGGGUGCUGCAGAGGGAAGGUGCUGGUGGGCUGGAUGGCUGGUGCCUCUGCUCCCUGCACGGCCAGCAGGGCAUCGUGCCUGCCAACAGAGUGAAGCUCCUUCCCGCUGGCCCAGCACCCAAGCCUGGCCUCUCCCAGGUACCCCCAACCCAGCCAGGCUCACCACAUCCAGCCCCAGAGCACGGCAGUGAGGACCAGGAGUUGUACGUGGUGCCACCCCCAGCUCGACUCUGUCCUACCUCAAGACCUCCAACUGGACCCUGCCCACCCUCCCCUGACCCCAUCUACAAGGUCCCCAGAGGUGGUGGGACCCAACUGGCUGCCCCUGGAGCUGCCUUGGAGGUCUAUGACGUACCCCCCACUGCCCUCCGAGUUCCCUCCAAUGGCCCCUAUGACUCCCCGGCCUCCUUUGCCCGCCCUCUGGCUCAGGUUGCCCCCCAGUCCCUUGGAGAGGAUGAAGCUCCCUAUGACGUGCCUCUGGCCCCAAAGUCACCAUCAGACCUGGAGUUAGAUCUGGAGUGGGAGGGGGGCCGGGAGCCAGGGCCCCCCCUCUAUGCUGCCCCCUCCAACCUGAAACGAGCAUCAGCCCUGCUCAAUCUGUACGAAGCACCAGAGGAACUGCUGGCAGACGGGGAAGGCGGGGGCGCUGACGAGGGCAUCUACGACGUCCCCCUGCUGGGGCCGGAGACACCCCCUUCUCCAGAGCCCCUGGGAGCUUCGGCCUCCAGUGACCUGGACACCCUGGCCCUCGUUCUGGCCAGAAGCCCCCUACCCCCACACAGGCCCCGGCUGCCCUCAGCCGAGAGUCUGUCCCGUCGCCCCCUGCCUGCCUUGCCUGUGCCGGAGGCCCCCAGCCCUUCCCCGGCUCCUUCUCCUGCUCCAGGCCGGAAGGGCAGCAUCCAGGACAGGCCCCUGCCCCCACCCCCACCGCGCCUGCCUGGCUACGGGGGUCCCAAGGUGGAGGGGGAUCCGGAGGGCAGGGAGGUGGAGGACCACCCAGCAGGACACCACAACGAGUACGAGGGCAUCCCUGUGGCCGAGGAGUAUGACUACGUCCACCUGAAGGGCGUGGAUAAAGUUCAGGAAACCAGGCCUCCAGAUAAGGCCUCCCCAGGGGAUCCUGAGCAGCUGGAGAGGGAGCCGCCAGAGCAGCAGGAGGCCCUGUCCCCCGGGGAGCCACUGGUUCUGCCCACUGGAGAUCUACAGCUCCUGCACUUCUACGCCGGGCAGUGCCAGGGCCACUACUCAACACUGCAGGCGGCUGUGGCGGCCCUGAUGUCCAGCACCCAGGCAAAGCAGCCCCCGCGCCUCUUUGUGCCCCAUGGCAAGCGGGUGCUGGUGGCUGCUCACCGCCUGGUGUUCGUUGGGGAUACCCUGGGCCGCCUGGCAGCCUCUGCCCCUCUGCGAGCACAGGUCGGGGCCGCGGGCACAGCACUGGGCCAGGCAUUGCGGGCCACUGUGCUGGCCAUCAAGGGGGCUGCCCUGGGCUACCCAUCCAGCCCUGCAGCCGAAGAGAUGGCGCAGUGCGUGGCGGACCUGGCAGGGCGGGCCCUGCAAUUCACCACUCUGCUCACCAGCCUGGCCCCCUGAGCCCCUUGUCUCUGCUCUGCCCUCACCUGCCUCCCAGAGCCGCCUCCAGUCCUCAGGUGGCUGGAGGGCUCUGUUUUCAGGACUAGGAGACACUGAGGCAUCUUUCCCCCUACUGCCCUUUUCAGGCAUCUCAGCCUCUCACUGAAGCCCCUCCUCCCCUACCCCACAGCUUUUUGUACGAGCCAUUUUGUAUAAAUUAUUUAUAUUUAAUAUUAUUCCCUGCUUUGUCAGGGGCAGGCACCAGGCCCUCCAGGGACCUUCCUCCUUCCUCAGCCUGGGGUGGAGGCUCUUGGGCACUGCAAGGCCAACCCCUCCGGAAUCUUAACCCCACAGAGAGCCAAGUAGCUGAAACCUAGAGCCACCAGGAGCCCCUUUUUUGUCCUGUGUCUUGGCUUUGGAACAUCGGCGCCUCCCUGUUAGCCAAGAGCAAGGGCAGAAUGUUGGCAGCCCAGAGUGGGAAGGUCUGGGAGAGGCCAGAGGACUCCUCCACGCAGAAGCAGGAGAGCUGGGCCUCUGACAUGGUGCACCUCAAUAAACCGGGCUUUCUGGUUCCCCGACUCUGCUUCCUGGGAGCCUGGGGGGCAGACCCGGCACCCUCAGCCAAACUGUUGGGACACAUACUGUGGGCAGUCUGCCCUUAGGGUUUGUGGGGAAGUUCUGCUGUUUCUCCAACUGUUCAUCUAGCAGGUUCUCAGCUCCCAUGAUGUGCCAGGCACAGUUCUGACGGUCCAUUGUGGGGGUGGGCUGGAUAGAAACAAGUCAGCUGAAACAAGUAAAUAAAAAAAAAAGGAACCUGCCA